This is a messenger RNA of Vicia villosa (hairy vetch), 2997 nucleotides long. Its product is annotated as EIN3-binding F-box protein 1-like. The coding region runs from base 649 to 2538 and encodes 629 amino acids. Gene Ontology annotation, biological process: SCF-dependent proteasomal ubiquitin-dependent protein catabolic process. NCBI's taxonomy places the organism in Eukaryota, Viridiplantae, Streptophyta, Magnoliopsida, Fabales, Fabaceae. Gene Ontology annotation, cellular component: SCF ubiquitin ligase complex. Gene Ontology annotation, molecular function: protein binding. The transcript has 2 exons. The record is from RefSeq and is a predicted model, not a curated record.
CUCACAUAUUCAUGCACCAGUCAGUAUCAAAAAGUACGAAAAUGGAGAAAGUUCUUAUAAGGCAAACUAAUUCUUAUUCAACCUCCCUCCUCAACCGCCCAACCUCAUAAAAAGGAAAAAAAUUAAGAAAAAAUAUUAGAUUAAUUCAACAAUAAAUAAAGACAGAAAAAGAAAAACAUAACUGGUUUUGUGUCCCCGGUAUUGGUUUUGCAAAAGUGGUAUUGGUGAGGUGGUUGGUUUGGUUGGACUAGGAAAGAGAGUGAGCGUGUGUAUGUGUACAUAUGUUAACAAACCGAUUUUAAGGUGGGAUUCAUUGCAUUCUAAGAAUCUGGCAGUACCAUUGCACCUAUUCUCUGUGCAUCACAUCUAUAAUCUUUUUUUUCUUUUUUUACUUCUCAAUUUCCAAAAUAUAUAAAACCACGACAAACUUUCCUUACAUGACAUUAACAUACAUUCUCCUAUUUCAGAAUCUCAUUUAAGCUUCUUCCUUUUUUUGCAUUUUUUCUCCUUAGGGAGUUUUCUACAUCAUCAAAUGCUCUGCACCCUUUUCUCUCUUAUAUUCAUCUCUGCGUUGUGUAUUCUUCAUCAGUUUCUGCUUUCUGAAUUUCUGCUUCUGAGUACUUUCUGUGGUUUAUCUUUCUUGUGCUCAUGCCUGCCCUUGUCAAUCAUGGUGGUGAUGAUGAACUCUAUCCUGGGGGUUCUCCGGAUUUGGGGGGUAGGUUUGAUGUGUACUCCUCUCCUACGAAGCGACCUCGAAUCAGUGUCCCAAUUAGUUUUGGAGAUCUUGAGGAUGAGCAAGAUCAUAAGUCUAGUGUUAGUGUUGAGAUCCUUCCGGAUGAAUGUCUUUUUGAGAUAUUCAGACGUCUUUCGAGUGGAAAAGAGAGAAGCUCCUGUGCUUGUGUAUCGAGAAGGUGGCUUAUGCUUGUGAGCGGCAUAUGCAAAGAUGAAAUUGAAACUGUUGUGAGAAUGAAUUCUUCAGAUGAGAGUCAUGAUGUUGAAGGUGAUGGAUACCUUACAAGGCGUUUGGAAGGGAGGAAAGCCACUGAUGUAAGACUUGCUGCUAUUGUGGUUGGGACUAGUUGGCGUGGUGGACUUGGGAAGCUAUCUAUCAGAGGAAACAACUCGGUUAGAGGUGUUACAAACCGUGGUCUCUCGGCUGUUGCUCAUGGUUGUCCUUCUCUCAGAUCACUUUCACUGUGGAAUGUGUCUUCUGUUGGUGAUAAGGGUCUGUGUGAGAUUGGAAAAAGAUGCCAUAUGUUGGAGAAGCUCGACUUGUGCCAAUCUCAGUGGAUCACCAACAAGGGUUUGAUUGCGAUAGCUGAAGGCUGCCCCAACUUGACCACGUUAAACAUUGAAUCGUGCUCGAAGAUUGGAAAUGAAGGUUUGCAAGCUGUUGCCAAGCUGUGUCCUAAUUUACAUUCAAUCUCUAUCAAGGAUUGUCCACUUGUUGGUGAUCACGGAGUGUCUAGUUUGUUAUCAUCAGCCUCCGAGUUGUCGAGGGUGAAGCUUCAGAUUUUGAAUAUCACAGAUUUUUCUGUGGCAGUUAUUGGCCAUUAUGGGAAGUCGAUAACAAAUCUGGUUCUUAGUGGACUUCAAAAUGUGAAUGAAAGAGGUUUUUGGGUCAUGGGUGUUGCUCAAGGUCUACAGAAACUGGUGUCACUGACUAUAACUUCAUGCCAUGGGGUAACUGAUGCGAGCAUCGAAGCCAUCGGUAAGGGUUGCCCAAAUCUGAAGCAGAUGUGCCUUCGCAGGUGUUGCUUUGUAUCCGACAGUGGAUUGGUCGCAUUUUCCAAAUCCGCCGGAUCUCUGGAGAACUUGCAUUUGGAAGAGUGUAACAGGUACACUCAAUCUGGGGUUAUUGGUGCCCUUUCGAGCAUCAAAGCAAAGUUGAAAUCACUUACAGUUGUGAAGUGUAUGGGAAUUAAAGACAUUGAGGUGGAAGUUUCUAUGCUUUCACCUUGCGAGUCUCUUCAAUCUCUAACCAUUAAAAACUGCCACGGUUUCGGCAGUGCUAGUUUGGCUAUGGUUGGAAAGUUGUGUCCCCAACUUCAGCAUGUUGAUCUGACUGGACUUUACGGUAUAACAGACGCAGGCCUUCUCCCACUUUUGGAGAAUUGUGAGGCUGGACUUGUCACGAUGAACCUAACAGGUUGCUGGAACUUGACAGAUAACAUAGUUUCUGCCAUGACCAGACUACACGGCGGAACUCUCGAAAUGCUAAACCUCGAUGGAUGCUGGAAUAUCACUGAUGCAAGCUUGGUUGUGAUUGCUGACAACUGCCUGCUGCUCAACGAUCUAGAUGUGUCGGGGUGUGCAAUCACCGAUGCCGGUGUAUCUGUUCUCUCUGAUGCCACUCACCUUAGUUUGCAAGUUCUCUCUCUGUCUGGCUGUUCUGAAAUAUCAAACAACUGUGCGCCUUUCCUGAAGAAAUUGGGCCAGAACUUGUUGGGAUUGAAUCUUCAAAACUGCAAUGGAAUUGGCAGCAACACAGUUGAGUUGCUUAUGGAGAGCCUGUGGAAAUGUGAUAUUCUGGCCUAAUUGCGCCAGCGCCGGAACUGCUAUAAAUAAAGAAAGUAUGUAGAUUACUUUUAUCGAAGUAUCAUAAUGAAGCAACAGGUGGUAAUAUUCAGCGUACGAUUUUUGGCUGAUAUGACUAUCAAGGGUGGAUUUGCUAGCAUGGUCUGUGGACUCGGUUGUUUUCGAGGGAGCCUUGGUUUGUUUCUUCACUAGCCCUUUUUCGCAAGCAAUUGUCAUAGAGAAAUGAUUGUUUGUUACAGUCCCUUUUGGCUAUAGCUCCCUGAGAUCACAGUUACUGAGUCAUGGUUGAGGAUGGUGUCCACUCUAGAUAGCGCAUUGCUUAGGUUUUACAUUGUAUAGCUGAAAUGUACUAUUCUGUUUGUCUUAGGUUUAUUUUCAUGUCUUUGUCGUUUUGUUUUUGUUAACAAUAAUGUGUUAAAACGCAUGAAUUUGAAUAAAGGGUUAGAAUUGUUUUAUGAA